Molecule: messenger RNA, 2730 nt
Organism: Miscanthus lutarioriparius
Lineage: Eukaryota; Viridiplantae; Streptophyta; Magnoliopsida; Poales; Poaceae
Source: the annotation of a GenBank genome assembly
AUGAGGGUCCGCACGGCCAUUCUCCUCCUGCUAAUCCUCGUCGUCCUCUUCCUCGCCGCGUCGACGUCGGCGGCCAGGAAGGCCGCCGACAUGCGGGGCCGGCAGCGACAGAUCCUGCUGCAGGAGAAGGCGUCUCUGCUGGCCCUGAAGCAGGGGCUCACGCUGCCGUCGUCGGCAGCGGCGGCCUUGGCGGACUGGAACGAGUCCAACGGCAACGUCUGCGGCUUCACCGGCGUCAGGUGCGACUGGCGGCGGGAGCACGUUGUUGGGCUCUCUCUCGCCAACAUGGGCAUCCGUGGCGCUAUUCCACCGGUUAUUGGCGAGCUCUCGCACCUCCGGAUCCUCGACGUGUCCAACAACAGCAUCUCUGGCCAGGUGCCGACGUCCGUCGGCAACCUCACGCGACUGGAGAGCCUCUUCAUGAACAACAACGGUAUCUCCGGCAGCAUCCCUUCAAUCUUCAGCAACCUCUUACCACUCCGGACGAGGCUCCGGCAACUCGACUUCUCCUACAAUCACUUCUCCGGUGCCCUUCCGCUGGACCUCGGCAGAUUUGGGCAACUCCAAAGCCUUAACGUCUCCGGCAACAGCAUCUCCGGCACCGUCCCUCCGUCCAUCGGCAACCUGACUCUCCUUAAGUACUUCUACGUGCAUGACAACAUCAUCUCUGGAGAAAUACCUCUGGCCGUCUGCAACCUAACAAGCCUCAAGGAACUCGAAAUGUCCGUCAACCAUCUGACGGGGCAUAUUCCAGCCGAGCUCUCUAACCUCCGGAACAUUUUAGCCAUUGACCUCGGCAGUAACCAACUCCACGGAGGAAUACCACCUUCCCUUUCCGAGCUGACGGGCUUGCUCUAUCUCGGACUCCAGCAAAACAACAUGUCCGGGAACAUCCCACCAGCUAUCUUCCUGAACUGCACAGGGUUGGGCCUCGUCGACGUCGGCAAUAAUAGUCUUUCUGGCGAGAUCCCCCGCGCAAUCUCGAGCACCAAAGGCUGCUCGUUUGUCGUCAUCAACCUCUACUCCAACAAGCUCCAAGGGACGCUUCCACGGUGGAUCGCCAACUGCACCGAUCUGAUGACGCUAGAUGUGGAGGACAACUUGCUGCACGACGAGCUGCCUACGAGUAUCAUCGCGGGCAAGCAGGGCUUGAUGUACCUGCAUUUGUCUAACAACAGCUUCCGGAGCCACGACGGCAACACCAACUUGGAGCCAUUCUUCGUCGCGCUGUCGAACUGCACGAGCUUACAGGAGGUGGAGGCCUCCGCCGUGGGGAUGGGUGGGCAGCUGCCAAGUCGGCUGGGCUCGCUGCUCCCGAUCAACAUUUGGCACCUCAACCUGGAGUUGAACGCCAUCGAGGGCCCAAUCCCGGAGUCUGUCGGGGACGCCAUCAACAUGACGUGGAUGAACCUGUCGAGCAACUUGCUGAACGGGACGAUCCCGACGUCCCUCUGCCGGCUGAAGAGCCUGGAGCGGCUCGCGCUGUCCAACAACUCCCUGACAGGCGAAAUUCCAGCGUGCAUUGGCAGCGCCACGAGCCUCGGCGUGCUGGAUCUGUCGGGCAACGUGCUGUCAGGGGCCAUCCCCAGCAGCAUCGGGAGCCUUGCCGAGCUCCGAUAUCUCUUCCUGCAGGGAACCAAGCUGUCUGGGGCCAUACCUCCGAGCCUCGGCCGGUGUACCAGUCUGUUGGUCAUCGACCUCUCCAGCAACAGCUUGACCGGGGUGAUACCAGACGAGAUCGCCGGCAUCGCCAAGAUGACACUGAACCUGUCGCGCAAUCAGCUUGGGGGCAAGCUGCCGACUGGCCUCAGCAGCAUGCAGCAAGUGGAAAAGAUCGACCUGUCCUGGAACAACUUCAACGGUGAGAUAUUGCCCGGCCUCGGGGACUGCAUUGCGUUGACGGUGCUCGACCUGUCACACAACUCGCUUGCCGGCGGCCUCCCUUCGAAGCUCGGCAACCUGAAGUACCUCGAGAGCCUCGACGUCUCGAACAACCACCUGAGCGGUGAGAUCCCCGUUAGCCUGACCAAUUGCUACAUGCUGAAAUAUCUCAACCUGUCAUACAACGACUUCUCGGGCGUCGUCCCCACCACCGGCCCUUUCGUGAAUUUCAGCUGUCUCUCCUACCUCGGCAACCGUCGCCUCUCUGGUCCGGUGCUCCGGCGCUGCGGAGGGCGCCACCGCUCGUGGUACCAGUCCCGGAAGUUCUUAGUCAUCGUGUGUGUCUGCUCAGCGGUUCUGGCGUUCGCGCUGACGAUCCUCUGCGCCGUCAGCGUCCGUAAGAUCCGUGAGCGGGUCGCGGCAAUGCGGGAGGACAUGUUCAGGGGUCGCCGAGGCGGUGGCUCGUCGCCGGUGAUGAACUUCGGCGUGCUGGUGCUGGAAAUGGUGACGAGGAGGAAGCCGACCGACGACAUGUUCGACGCCGGACUGAGCCUGCACAAGUGGGUUAAGGCCCACUACCACGGCCGCGCCGACGCAGUGGUCGACCAGGCACUGGUGCGCAUGGUCCGGGACCAGACGCCUGAGGUGAGGAGGAUGUCGGACGUGGCCAUCGGCGAGCUGCUGGAGCUCGGCAUCCUCUGCACCCAAGAGCAGGCGUCCGCGCGGCCGACCAUGAUGGACGCAGCCGACGACCUGGACCGGCUCAAGCGGUACCUCGGCGGCGACACCACGGCCACCUUCGCGUCAUCUCUGGGAUUCUCCUCCACCACGCUUGAAGACAUCGAUUGA